Messenger RNA from Pimephales promelas (fathead minnow), 2743 nucleotides. It is a transcript of the gene btr12, whose product is annotated as bloodthirsty-related gene family, member 12. The record is from RefSeq and is a predicted model, not a curated record. Gene Ontology annotation, molecular function: zinc ion binding; protein binding. NCBI's taxonomy places the organism in Eukaryota, Metazoa, Chordata, Actinopteri, Cypriniformes, Leuciscidae.
CAGGUUUUGUUCAGGUUUUAUUCUCACGCACCCUUCACAAGCCAGGAGAGCAUUGAAAGAAAAUACAACAAGAUCCUUCAUCAUGCAGUGCCCACAAUCUCCGGGACAAAUCCUGUCAGAGGAGCAGUUCUCCUGCUCCAUCUGUCUGGAGGUAUUCGUCGAGCCUGUCUCAACUCCAUGUGGUCACACUUUCUGCAAGGCAUGUCUGCAGGGCUUCUGGAAUCACAGCAAGAAGUUUGUGUGCCCCAUGUGCAAGAAAGCUUUCUCCAGAAAACCAGAGCUCAGCAUCAACUGUGUGCUAGCUGAGAUUGCCCAGCAGUUCCAGGGUCUAUCCACAAUGUCCUCCAACAAAAGUGACAAGGGGAACGUUGAUUUAACACAUUCCCCAAGCUUACAGAAAGAAGACGACUGGGGAGAUUUUGCUAAAGCGGGAGAGGUGCCCUGUGAUGCCUGCAUUGGCAGGAAGAUGAAGGCCAAGAAGUCAUGCCUGAAUUGCCCUGGUUCAUUUUGUGAAGCUCACCUGCGGCACCAUAGGAAGGGAAAGGCGAUGACCUCACACAAGCUGGUGGAGCCCAUUCACAACCUGGAGGACAAGAUGUGCAAGGUACACAAACGUCUACUGGAUGCCUACUGCCGAAACGAACAUGUGUGCGUGUGUAAGGAGUGCGCAGAGUCCUCACACAAAGCGCAUGAUGUUGUCUCCACCGAACGAGAGUGGAAGAAAAAAAUGAGUCAACUGGGAAAGAAAAGGUCAGAAUUAAAACAUCUGAUUAAGGAGCGAGAAAAGAAACUCGAGGAGAUCAAGCAGUCUAUCAAAGUCGUGAAAGAGAACAGUCAGAAGGAGAUAGAGGAGAGCUGGACUGUUUACGCAGAGCUGCAGCGGCUGUUAGAGCAGUCGCAAGUUGAGCUGCUGGAGCUCAUCACGGCACGGCAGAAACAAGUGGAGCAGCAGUCCAGAGAUCUCGCCAGUGGCCUGGAACAUGAGCUCAGCACACUAAGGAAGAGGAGCAGUGAGCUGGAUGCACUGGCUCAAACACAGGACAGUGUUCUCUUUCUACAGUUCCUCCCAUCUCUCCCUCCUCCACCGGAGCCAUCUGAUUGGUCGAUGGUGUCUGUAAACACAGAUCUGUACCUCAGUACCAUCAGGAAGUCAGUCUGCUCUCUGGUUGACAAAUUCCAGCAAGAGGUCAAACAGCUUUAUGGGAAAGAGCUCAGAAAGCUGCAAAACUAUGCAAGUGAGGUGAUCUUGGAUCCUGCCACAGCUCAGCGUGACCUUUGUCUUUCUGAGGACGGAAGGCAGGUGCACUAUGAAGAGCAGCGCAAGAGCUCCACAUAUUCCGACACACCGCGCCGCUUCAGCCCAGCACUGUUUGUGCUGGCACGCGAGGGUCUUUCCACUGGAAGACACUACUGGGAGGUAGACAUCGGACACAAGACAGCCUGGACCGUAGGAGUGGCCCGAGGGACGGCACGACGCAAAGGAGAGAUCCGCCUCAGUCCAGAGGGCGGCUUCUGGUGUUUAUGGCUGAAAAACGGAGAAGUGAAAGCCCUUGCUGGGCACAGAGUUCCUCUUCAUAUCACCACUCUGCCUCAGAAGUUGGGCAUUUUUCUGGACUAUGAAGCUGGCCAGGUGUCCUUCUAUGACGUGAAGAUGCGCUCUCAUCUCUACACGUUUAGCGAUGCUUUCACUGAGAGUGUCUACCCUAUCUUCAGCCCUUGCAUAAACCAAGAUGGAAAGAACCAAGAAGCACUGGUCAUCUCCACCGUCAAACACAGCUGAGACAGCAUACUCACUUCAGGGCCUUUCUUACGGUUUCAGGGUUGGACAGAAUACUUUGCUGAUUUUCACAAAAAAUGAAGACUUUCCUGGAAAAAUAAUACUCUUUUUUGUUUUGUUUAUAAGAGUUCACUCUGUAAAUGUAUGCAGAGGAGUGUGAUCUUAGAACACAUGCAUUUUGUGUAAAAAGACUGUAAGUUACUUUCAAAGAUGAAGAUAGUUACAAAAAAACAAUAUACUACCAUUCAAAAGUUUCAGGUCAGUAAAAAAAUAAUAAAAAUAAAUAAAUAAAUAAAUCUUAUUCCUCAAGGACACAUUCAAUUAAACCAAAAGAUAAAGUAGAAAUACUUUGUUACAAAAUAUUUGUAUUUCAAAUAAAUGCUGUUAUUUUGAAUCCUGAAAUAAGUUUCAACAUUGAUAAGACAUGUUUCUUGAGCAACAAUUCAGCAUAUUGGAAUUAUAUCUGAAGAAUCAUGUGACACUGGAGACUGGAGUAAUGGUUUUGACUUCGCAGGAAUAAAUCACACUAUUAAAAUAAAAAAAUGGUUUAUUUCACAAUAUUAAAGAUUUCACUGUAUUUUUCAUCAAAUCAAUGCAGCUGAGCAUUAGACACUUCAAAACAUUAAAAAAAACAAUCUCACUCACCCUAAACUUUUGAACGGUAGUGAUCUUUGAUUCAUGUUUGGUAUGGCUACAGUAUGUGACCAUUCCACUUAUUAUGAAUAGAUAUUAAUUGUAAUAACUUGCUACAGUCCAGAUUAUAUCCCAAAUGUUUAAACAUCUAGAUUUGUUUUACUUUAAAACAGAUGGAUAAUAUUACAAUUUACAUAAGCUAAAUGAAGAAUAUAUCAACUUUACAGAUCAGAUCAUUUGUAUUUUCCUGUGUAAAUCUUUGGGUGUAAUAAUGUUUGGAUAAAGGUUUUCUAUGAGUUUUCCAGAACUUUUGAAUAAAAUUAAUAAAUAACA